Mesorhabditis spiculigera is the source of this 573-nucleotide messenger RNA. NCBI's taxonomy places the organism in Eukaryota, Metazoa, Nematoda, Chromadorea, Rhabditida, Rhabditidae. The record is from the annotation of a GenBank genome assembly.
AUGCAGACGAUCAAAUGUGUUGUGGUCGGUGAUGGAGCCGUGGGUAAGACGUGCCUCCUAAUCUCCUACACCACUAACAAAUUCCCGUCGGAAUAUGUGCCGACUGUAUUUGAUAACUACGCGGUCACGGUCAUGAUCGGUGGCGAACCGUAUACCUUGGGGCUCUUCGACACGGCCGGACAGGAAGACUAUGACCGAUUGAGGCCGCUUUCUUACCCGCAAACCGACGUGUUCCUCGUUUGUUUCUCCGUGGUUGCCCCAGCUUCAUUCGAAAACGUCAAGGAAAAGUGGGUACCCGAAAUCGCACAUCACUGCUCAAGAACACCAUUUUUGCUGGUCGGCACACAGGUCGAUCUUCGGGAUGACCCGGGAAUGCAGGAGAAGCUCGCAAAGAACAAGCAAAAGCCGAUCAGCACCGAUAUGGGCGAGAAGCUGGCCAAGGAACUCAAGGCGGUCAAAUACGUCGAAUGCUCAGCUUUAACGCAGAAGGGACUGAAAAACGUGUUCGACGAGGCAAUUCUUGCUGCACUGGACCCGCCCACCGACAACAAGAAGAAGAAGUGCGUCAUCCUG